AUGGUGUUUAACGAGCUCUCGUCGGUUCUGGAACAGAGACUCAAGGCACUCCUGCACUAUGGUCCUGUGACCGCCUUGAAAGUGUACCAGAAAUGGGUCAUUGCCGGGUAUGGACCUAUUUUAAAGAUCUUUGACUCCACUCAAAACUACAAUUUGAUCUAUAAUCAGCAAUUAUUUGGUAGAAACAAGAUCCAUUCCAUAGCAGUUUCCGAUUCGGCUGACAAGCUCUUCAUCGCAGGAGGACGUUCUUUUGCGGUGCUCAAUAUAGAAACUACACAGGACAACUUGAGUGUUGGUCCAGUAGUUGAGAAGGCUAUCAAUGAAUGGGUUGUCUGUGGAACAUUCCUUGACUCAAAUACCUUGUUAAUCUUGACUGCCCAUAACAUGGUUUAUAAGGUCGAUUGUACCAGCUUUGAGAUCUUAGAAAAAAUCCAUUGUAAUGAGAAAUCUAUUUUAUAUAGUGGUUCCAUUAGAAUCACAAAAGAUAAUCGUGUGCUUGUAGCAGCUGGUACAGUGAUGAGUGGGGUAUUGAUUUGGGACUUGAAUACAAGAAAGAUCUUGUAUAACUUGACCGAACAUGAAGGUUCCAUUUUUGGUGUUAAAAUCAACGAUUCAGCUGAAUACAUCAUUUCUUGUUCUGAUGAUAGAUCAGUAAAGAUCUAUGAUUUCUCAACUGGUAAACUUCUUGCUUCUGGUUGGGGACAUGGCUCGAGAAUCUGGAACCUUGAGUUUUAUAGAGAUUCUUCCACUGCUGCUGGAAUCAAGAUAUUCAGUACUGGGGAAGAUUGCACCGCCCGUUUAUGGCAAUAUAUUCCCGGUUCUGAUCAGUUGGAGGUUCUUGAUGUAAUGGAUUGUCAUUUAGGUAAACAUGUUUGGUCUGGAGAUAUAGAUGAUGUAUCCCUUCAACUCUGUGUCACCGGUGGAGCUGACGGUCGUGUCAUUCUUCAUGACUUGAACCACAUUGCCACUGUAAAACAUACAUUGGAUGAAAUCUCUGAACAAACUGGAUCCACCUUUAUCAAGAAGGAAACUGUUAAGCAAUACUUUGAAUUGACAAAUUUGGGUUUAUUUGUGGUUUUAACCUCUAAUGGACAAAUCUUUAUCUUGAAUCAAUCUCAAGGUAAAUGGUCUAAAUAUGAAUAUGAAGAUGAUCAUAAAUUAAAAGAUUUUGGACUUUUGAAAGGAUUUAAUGACAUAAAUAGCCUUGUCAUUUCUGCCCGUAAUGGUGACCUUCUUCUUAUGUCAUUUUCUAAGGAUGGAACCGUGGCGUCACAAUGGCUCCUUGACGAACAUCUUAAUGGAAAUAAAGUUGCUAACAUUUUAAUUAGUUCUGAUGUUCGUCAAAACCAGUACUAUGUGUUAACCGACUGUCCAAAUCCUAAAUCUCCUCUUGUUCUCAGAACUUUUACGUCAAGUUCAAAUGGUCUUUCAUUGCAAAAUACCACUCUUUUAGUACAACCAGAACAACUGAGUUUCACCACUACUUGUAUGAUUGUUGACCCUGUUAAUCAAUGGAUUAUUUUGGGAUCAAGAUACGUUAGUGUUGCUGUUUACGAUUUAUCAAGUGGCGAUGAAAAAAUUCAUUUAGGUAAGAUUUUUAAAAAAAUCUCUAGUGGUGACACCAUAACAUCCAUCAGUGUAAUCUCUUCAGUUGAUGGAUACAUUGAAUUUCUUAUGACUGUGAGGGAUGGUAUUUAUAUGUACUUGAAGCUUAAUUCGAAUUUCGAGCUCGAAAUAACCCAUAAGAAUAAAAUAUCCAGGGGUUUUGUCGAAGGUGGUUUCAUUCAAGAUAAUGACUUAAUCUUAUAUGGAUUUAAGUCAUCAUAUUUUUACCUCUGGAACGAAUCUAAACAAUUGGAACUCCAUAAUGAACUUUGUGGUGGCUCUCAUAGACAGUGGGACUUCGUCAGAUACCCAGCUAACUCAGUCUUAGAUUACAAAUUCCUUUACAUCAACAAAUCUGCUGUUAAUAUCAAGCUGUUCAAGAAUAGAUUCAGCAAUAGCAUUAUACAUACCGGAACUCAUGGAAGAGAAAUCAGAGAUGUUACAAUUUCCGAAUUUUCCGAGUCCAAUUCGAAAUUAAUAUUGACUGCUUCAGAAGACACUACUGUGAGAUUAGGAAAGAUUCACUCAAAUGGUAAUAUAGAAACUUUCUGGUCUUUGAAUGGACACGUUUCCGGACUUCAAAAAGUUAAAUUUUUGAGUCGAGAGUAUGCCGCAAGUUCGGCUGCAAAUGAAGAGUUCUAUAUUUGGAAGAUAACUGAAAGUAAGGAUUUGACCCCUACAAUUAUGGAUUUUGCUAAACUUAAACCAAGUUCAAGUAAUCCAGAUUUGAGAAUCAUGGACUUUGACACUUACCCUCGAUUUGAUGAAAAUGGUAAACUUGUUGGUUUUGUCAUUUGUACUGUUUAUUCUGAUUCAAACAUAAAGAUUUGGCAUUUUGAUAUAGAAACUAAAAAUUUCAAACUUGUUAUUGAUGGACAUUAUACUACAUGUUGCUUGUUGAACGUUCACUUCCUCCAAUGUGGCGAUAGAGUCUUACUUAUGAUCGGAGCUACGGAUGGUCAUCUAGCCAUUUGGGAUGUUACCAAACAAGAUGAAAAGGCUGCCUUGGGUAAAGUUCUCAUUAAGCAACAACUUCACCAAUCUGGUAUUAAGGCCACACUUAUAUUGAGCCACACCGAAGAAAAGGUGGUAAUUGUAACCGGUGGUGAUGAUAACUCACUUAUUGUCUCGUCAUUGAUCGUUACUUCUGAUCAAAUUUCGUUCGAAACUAAUGCAUUCCAAGAAAGGGCUGCUUCAUCGACAAUUACCUCAGUGAAUAAAUUAAAUGAUACACAUGUCCUUGUCACAUCCGUGGAUCAGAUAAUAAGAACUUGGCUUGUACUGGAUACAUCGUUAAGCUGUGUAUCCGCUAAGUACACCACUAUCGCUGAUACUGGCUGCAGCGAUACAACCGUAUUGGAUAAGAAGACUAUUGCUGUCAUUGGAGGGGCUGGUUUAAGUUCUUGGGAGUUUGUAAAUUAG
[Candida] anglica is the source of this 3027-nucleotide messenger RNA. NCBI's taxonomy places the organism in Eukaryota, Fungi, Ascomycota, Pichiomycetes, Serinales, Debaryomycetaceae. The record is from the annotation of a GenBank genome assembly.